Molecule: messenger RNA, 1038 nt
Organism: Encephalitozoon cuniculi GB-M1
Lineage: Eukaryota; Fungi; Microsporidia; Unikaryonidae
Product: pseudouridylate synthase 2
Exons: 1
Coding region: 1-1038 (345 amino acids)
Biological process (GO): tRNA pseudouridine synthesis; mRNA pseudouridine synthesis
Cellular component (GO): nucleus
Molecular function (GO): RNA binding; pseudouridine synthase activity
Source: RefSeq, marked provisional
AUGAAAAUCAGAGUAGGGCUGCUGGUAGGCUACGAUGGAAGUAGAUACCACGGCCUCCAGUUCAACAAGGACCUGGAUACCGUGGAAAAGAAGAUAGUCGAGUGUCUGCUCAGGAUGGAUGCAAUCAGUGAAAGAAAUGCAGGAGACCCAAGAAAGAUCCACAUCAAAUCAUCCUCAAGGACAGAUAAGGGCGUUCAUGCCGCACUCAACCUUGUGUCGGUCAAAAUAGAGCUUGGUGUCUCCCCAGAACUGGUCUCAGGCCUCAGAGAGCUGCUUUCGAAGGAGGGCAUCCAUCUGUACGACAUCGUAAGGCUUACAAAGAGCAUCGUCCCGUCUAAGCAGGCCAUCUCAAGGACUUAUGAGUACAUCGUCCCGACAUACUUUCUUGCAGAGGGAGACUUCAGCAGAGAGGUCGAGGUGUUGAGCCAAGGAGACGAAGAAUGCAGGGGCGACAGAAUAGGAAGGGUCUAUCCUGAAAGCAUGAUCGACAGCGUGGUAGGAUAUACCUCUUCGGAAGACGAUACCAGGGUCUUUAGCACCAUCCUUCAGAAGUAUGUAGGAACCAAAGACUUCCACAACUUCACCAAGCUCAAUAACGAAAAGGGCUCCACGAGAUACAUCAAGUCGAUCAUUGUGUCGGAUACGUAUACAGACAACGGGGUGGAGUAUGUGAAAAUAUCGAUCACCGGGCAGAGUUUCCUGCUUCACCAGAUAAGAAAGAUGGUGCUUUUUGCAGUUUUGCUGUGCAGGUACUCCAGGAAUGCAGUGGACUCGAAGUUCGACAUGGUGUUCAGCAGACAUAACAUCCACGUUCCGAAGGGCCCGUCAGAGUAUCUCCUUCUUGACAAGCCUAUAUUCCAUAAGCUGAGAAGGGGAGACGGAACCACAGAGCACAUAGGAGUCAGUGAUAGUGAUAGAGAAGAGUACAAAAGAAGCACCAUCUAUCCAAAGAUCCACGAAAGGAAAAACCUUACCAGCUUCUUUGCCUGCAUGGACUCAGUAAGGUUCCACAGAGAGAACAUCGUGUUCAUUGACUAG